Molecule: messenger RNA, 956 nt
Organism: Zophobas morio
Lineage: Eukaryota; Metazoa; Arthropoda; Insecta; Coleoptera; Tenebrionidae
Exons: 4
Coding region: 72-809 (245 amino acids)
Source: RefSeq, a predicted model, not a curated record
UGUAGUGUCAAAUUGGCAGUUGUAGUUUGUAGUUUGUAGGUAUUCAGUCUAAUUUUUUAAGGGUUUUUCCUAUGGCUUCCGAUAGCUGUUUAAAUUUUUGCGUUCCUUCUGAAAACUCCCGUCUGGUUUUCGCCAAACCGACCAACCAGUAUUCAGACAAAGUAUUAGUAGGUUCCUGGUUCGACGAGCGUCGUUGUCGGGAAGCAAUCCCUCGAGACAACGAAAUAAAAACAACAACAUACUCAGAUGACUUCGGUGCCAAACCUUACGCAGUAGUCAGUCCUAACGCAGCGUGGGACCUACGAAUAAAAACACAAGAUUCAACCUUUGUGAGGCAGGGGGUGUCACGUAUAAAAUAUCCCAGUGAUUCUGAAAAUUAUGCAAGUACGUACGAUGUAGCCUUUAAUUAUAACCCGAAAUACACGAAUUAUUAUGUGGACUACAAACUGGAUGUACGCCACCCAAAAAUUGAUCAAGCUGAGAUUUUGAAGAACCUGACUAGGAAAUGUUUACACGACUAUAAGAAAGAAGUGUGGAAAUUUGACAAUUAUAUCGCCAAAUAUCCUCCGAGUAAAUAUAAAGAGGAUUAUGUGCCUCCACCCGAACGCUUUUACAAGUUUAAACGAAAUGGAAUACCGCUGGAUAAUUCGUCGAAAGUAGGGGACCUUAACCAAAUGCUUGCUAGUCUCAAGCUACGAAAUACUCCCUUUCAAAAUCUGUCACAAAAACGCUUGGUCACCGUACCCCAAGCCGGUCGGUUUAACCCCAUUACGUGGGACUUUAUUCCAGGGGUGAAAAAAACUGCUUGAAGAAUGAGAUUUAACUUCACAUGAAAUAUUGGAUACAUUUAUUCACUCGCAGUUCUAGGGGUAACUGGAAAUUACAAAAUUCACGAAGAAGUAAACAAAUUAAUGUGUUGAUCGUGAUCUUCGUGAAAUGAACCGUUUUUGUUUUGU